Messenger RNA from Coniophora puteana RWD-64-598 SS2, 1675 nucleotides. RefSeq names its product NAD(P)-binding protein. The record is from RefSeq and is a predicted model, not a curated record. NCBI's taxonomy places the organism in Eukaryota, Fungi, Basidiomycota, Agaricomycetes, Boletales, Coniophoraceae. The coding region runs from base 711 to 1580 and encodes 289 amino acids. The transcript is spliced from 7 exons.
UAUGCAGCUGCAGUGAGGCUGAUAACGCUAGAGUACUGCAGGCUAGCUCGAUAUAAGCAUGGUGUUGGUCCCUGGUCUAAACCGACAUCGCCUUGGACUGGGACGCUUGAUUUAGAACCUAGGAUGCCUUUGGGCGUUUGGAGUAUCGAAUUCCAACGGAACACCCCGGCCCGGCUAUUUGGCUUAUCUUCGUACCUUGCGGAUCGCAUACCAAGAGUCGGGACGCUGGUUUCGAAGAUGGAAACCAGGUUUUGCUUGACGAACGUCGACGUCUCGUCCUGUUGCCUAUAUGCAACUAAUUACCGAUAUUCUCGGAAUAUAUAUGUCCAUUCUGGAGGUCAUGUGCUGAUUCUCGUCGCGUUUUUUUCUGUGGAUCACCGCCUCGUUCAUUAUAGCGGACGCUCAAGUACAUUGCGUAGGUCCUCGGCAUCGCAGUCCAUAUGUUACCAAGGCUCCCGAGCCUAUCUUGUGACCAUUGCGCGAACUUACCAUCGUGCCGAUCGCGUCCUUCUGCAUCCCCCACGGACGUACAACCCCUGACUCACCCGCAGCGUCGACGUCACUCUCGAGUGGGUCUCGAGUCCGAUGUCGUCCGUUGUACGCGUAACACUUUGUCCCUCUAAGGUCUAUAUAACCUCGCAGGGAGUCUGGCAAUCAUCCAGAGCACUCUUCAAGCGUUUAUUCUUUCUCGAUCAACCAUCUACUAUAUCAUGAGCAACGCAACGUACACCUCCUUUGCUAUCUUCGGCGCCGGAGGCCAGAUUGGCAAGUUCAUCACCGAGGCUCUCGUCGCCAAGGGCGCCAACAUCCUCAUCCUCACCCGCCCCUCGUCCAAGACAUCCGCCGCCCCGGGCACGCAGCUCGAGCGCGUGGACUACACCGACGUGGGCGCAGUGGCGGCCGCGUUCAAGAAGCACCGCGUCGAAGUCGUGGUUUCUGCCGUGGGCCUCGAGCCGCAGGCGCUGGACUCGCAGGAGACGAUCGCGCGCGCGGCGGCGCAGGCGGGCGUGCAGCUGUUCGUGCCGUCCGAGUAUGGCAACCCGACGUAUGGAGCCAAGGAAGGGCUGUGGGGGAAGAAGAGCCGGGUGGUUGAGUUGCUGAAGGAGCUCAAGAUGCCGUUCCUCUGUCUUUACGCUGGAGUCUUCACCGAGUACCUCCCCGGGCUGCUCUGCGUCGACUCUGGAAAAUGCCUGAUCGCGGGAGAAGGCAAGACGCCGUUCUCCACAACUUCCAUGAGCGAGAUCGGAGGCUACCUCGCGUUCGUCCUAACCACCCUCCCGCCGUCACAGCUCUCCGACCGCUUCCUGCGCAUCGAAGGCGACCGCGGCUCUUUGCACGACUUCGCCGUGAGGCUCUUCGCGGACAAGGUGCCCGUCGUCGAGCACGUCGCCGUGCUCCCCGCCGCGAGCGCGCCGCACGCGGAGUUUCUCGCGUUCUUGCACCGGGAGUUUGAUUCAGGCUCGGGCGACUCGCGCUGGGACUGUGUGUCGGGUAAGAGGAUCGAGGGCGCGGAGGGGAAUCAUAAUGCGCUGUGGGAGGGGCACAAGUGGAGGGAUGCGAGGGAGGUGCUUGGGCUUUGAGGCUGAGGCCGAGGGAUUGGCUGCGUAAAUUGUGCAGAGCAUUAACGGUGCUGCGUGUUCUUACUUCGGAAAUUGAUGGCAAAACGUGCUUUCCC